GUCACUGGGACAUCCGCGCCUAUGUGGUACUGAGCGAGAGCAAGCAUGACUGAUUUUACGGAAUGAUCACACCGAUUGCCAUCCGCCAUAUCGAUGAUUGUGGUGGUGUUAUCGAUCGAGAUUCCUCACCAACGUGAUUCUCUUCUUUUCCGCCGUUUGUUGACAGACUGCAGAUGUGCACGAUUGGGCAAUAUGUAAUUUUUGACACAACGUUGCUAUUUUUGGAGAAUUGCACUACUUUUGGGAGUUAAUACUUGAUUUCUCAUUCUCUGACUCGUUUUUUUUAACGGCGCUCUAUUCUGCGGCCGAGCUGGGCAUUGAUUCCCCCCAAUGGCUGUGUGAAUUGACAGAGUGAAGAUCCCAAACAUUCGGAAGCUGUGUGAAGGACCUGGGGGAAAAACAUGAAAGCAUCCAUACCCUUUCUGGUCCUACUUCAUGCAAUUGUGGUCCAUUGCCUGAGAGUGGUAUCAAAGAGAGGCUCAGUGGAAGGAUGCACAGAUUGGUCUGUGGACUAUCUGAAAUACAAGGUGCUCGUGGGUGAACCUGUUCGGAUAAAGUGUGCUUUGUUCUAUGGAUAUAUCCGUGCCAACUACACACAUGCUCAGAGCUCAGGACUCAGCCUCAUGUGGUACAAAAGUGAAGGACAUGGUGACUUCGAGGAGCCCAUCAGUUUUGAUGGCACACGAAUGAGCAAAGAGGAGGAUGCAAUAUGGUUUCGACCAGCCGAAGUAGGCGACGUGGGCUACUAUUCCUGUGUAUUAAGAAACUCCACUUACUGCAUGAAGGUGUCCAUGUCCCUCACCGUGGCAGAAAAUGACACAGACCUCUGUUACAACUCCAAGAUGAGGUUCUUUGAGAAGGCAGAGCUGAGCAAAAGCAAGGACAUUACCUGCACAGGCAUCGAAGAUUAUAUCCAGACAGGAGCCGAGCCCCAGAUUGUUUGGUAUAAGGAGUGCAUGCCAAAGCAAUGGAGACAGACAAUCGAGAGGAGGAGGGACACCCUCUCCAUCAAGGAAGUUCGAGAAGAUGACAUUGGGAAUUACACCUGUGAAUUACAGUUUGGAAACUUUGUGGUGCGGAGGACCACCGAACUGUCUGUCACAGCUCCUUUGACAGACAAGCCGCCCAAAAUCCUCUCCCCGUCCGAGGGCCAGACCAGCGCCAUUGAAAUGGCUCUAGGAAGUCCCGUCAACCUGACGUGCAGAGCGUUCUUUGGGUACAGUGGUGAUGUCAGCCCACUCAUUUACUGGAUGAAGGCGGAGAAGUUUAUUGAGGAUCUGGAUGAGGAGCGGGUACGGGAGAGUGACAUCAAGACAAUACAUGAGCACUUGGGCGAGCAAGAGGUCUCUAUCUCGCUUACCAUCGACUCCCUGGAGGAGAGCGACCUGGGAAACUACACCUGCUACGUGGAAAAUGGCAAUGGUCGACGACAGGCAAACAUCCAGAUCGUCAAGAAAGCUGAACUCAUGUACACCGUGGAACUGGCCGGCGGUCUGGGGGCCAUCCUGAUCCUGCUCAUCUGCCUGGUGACUCUGUACAAGUGUUACAGGAUUGAACUCAUGCUCUUCUACAGGAACCACUUCGGCAGUGAGGAUCUAGAUGGAGAGAGCAAAGACUAUGACGCCUACCUGUCCUACACGAAAGUAGACCCCGACCAGUGGAGCCAGGAGACUCGGGAGGAGGAGCGCUUUGCCCUGGAGAUCCUGCCCGACAUGCUGGAGAAGCAUUAUGGGUAUAAACUCUUCAUUCCAGACAGGGACUUGAUCCCCACAGGAAGUUUCACCAGCGAUCAUUUCCAGGAUGACACCAGACUACUUAGAGCUUACAUCGAGGACGUUGCACGCUGUGUGGACCAGAGCAAGCGCCUCAUCAUCGUUUUGACGCCCAGCUACGUGGUGCGGAGGGGGUGGAGCAUCUUUGAGCUGGAGACACGUCUUCGUAAUAUGCUGGUGACGGGCGAGAUCAAGGUCAUCCUUAUUGAGUGCGCCGAGCUGCGCGGCAUCAUGAACUACCAGGAGGUGGAGGCCCUCAAACACACCAUUAAGACGUUGACCGUCAUCAAAUGGCACGGCGCGGCCAGCAACAAGCUGGACUCCAAGUUCUGGAAGCAGCUCGUCUACGAGAUGCCCUUCAAGCGCACCGAGCCCCUGAGCAUCUCCCACGAGCAAGUGCUGGAUGUGAGUGAGCAAGGGCCCUUUGGCGAGCUCCAGGCGGUAUCGGCGAUGUCCAUGGCGGCCGCCACCUCCACCGCCAUGGCGACGACGCACCCAGACUUGCGUUCCAACUUCCACAACUCGUACCACACCCAGAUGAGACAGAAACAAUACUACCGUAGUUACGACUAUGAGCUGCCACAGAGGGGCACUCUGCCACACUUGUCCUCCAGCCGAAACCAGCACACGUACUGCAACAUCCCCAUGACACUCCUGAAUGGACAGCGGCCUCAGUCCAAGUCGCCGCGACAGCAGAGUUUAGAGGAAGGCCACGGCAACAAUGCCAUGCUGCCGCUUCUGCCCCGAGAGACCAGUAUAUCCAGCGUCAUCUGGUGACACACAGCCCUCACCGCAACAUAGGACAUACUAAUCCAGGAGACAGGGUGGCAUUGCUUUUGCAAUCUGUGUAUCAUUCGUCCUUUCCGUUUUUAAUUGGCAAUUG
Messenger RNA from Hippocampus comes (tiger tail seahorse), 2655 nucleotides. Its product is annotated as interleukin-1 receptor accessory protein-like 1. Lineage: Eukaryota; Metazoa; Chordata; Actinopteri; Syngnathiformes; Syngnathidae. The record is from RefSeq and is a predicted model, not a curated record. Bases 402 to 2549 code for a protein of 715 amino acids. The transcript is spliced from 12 exons. Gene Ontology annotation, biological process: negative regulation of exocytosis; signal transduction.